This is a messenger RNA of Microtus oregoni (creeping vole), 7449 nucleotides long. RefSeq names its product zinc finger protein 208-like. The record is from RefSeq and is a predicted model, not a curated record. Gene Ontology annotation, biological process: negative regulation of transcription by RNA polymerase II. Gene Ontology annotation, molecular function: DNA-binding transcription repressor activity, RNA polymerase II-specific. NCBI's taxonomy places the organism in Eukaryota, Metazoa, Chordata, Mammalia, Rodentia, Cricetidae.
AUGAGUAAAGAACUUUGUACCUGGGCACUUGAUAAACUGUUUCUUUCAUUACAGGAAAACUUGACAUUCCAGGAUGUGGCAAUCUACUUCUCUCCAGAUGAGUGGAACAGCCUCAGCUUUGCACAGAGGGCAUUGUAUAGGGAUGUCAUGUUGGAGAACUACAGUAAUAUGGUCUCUGUGGUCUUAUCUAAGGAUAUGCUCAUGUAUUUCUUCCAACACGCAGGUCUUUUGGUGCCAAAACCAGACCUGAUCAGCUCUCUUGAACAAAACAAAGGGCCCUGGAAUAUGAAAAUAGGAGGGACAGAAGACAAUGAACAAGUAUUUUAUUCUCAUCAAACACAAGAUGUAUUUUCAAAGGAGAAUAGACAAGAUUCUGUCAAGAAGUUGGUAUCAGGAAUAUCUCAUGACCAGAAAGAAUGGAAGCAUUAUAUGAGGAAUCAAAAUGAAGAGAGACAAAAUAACUAUAUGGAAUAUGGAAAGUACUUCAAAAAAUCUUCAUGUGUCACUAGGCGUAAGAGAAUUAAUCCCAAACAAAAAGCAUACAAAUGUAAAGAUUGGGGCAAGUCAUAUACCCAUCAUGCAAAUCUUCAAGAUCACCAGAGAAUCAAUCCUGGUGAGAAACCUUACAGAUGUCAGGCAUGUGGCAAGUCAUUUACUCGGCAUGCAAAUCUACAAGAUCACCAGAGAAUACAUACUGGUGAGAAACCUUACAGAUGUCAAGCAUGUGGAAAGUCCUUUACCCAGGUCUCACAUCUUCAGAGACAUCACAGAAUCCAUUCUGGUGAGAAACCUUACAGAUGUCAAGAAUGUGGAAAGUCCUUUACCCGGGUCUCAAAUCUUCAUAAUCAUCACAGAAUCCAUACUGGUGAGAAGCCUUACAGAUGUCAAACAUGUGGCAAGUCCUUUACCCAGGUCUCACAUCUUCAGAGACAUCACAGAAUCCAUACUGGUGAGAAACCUUACAGAUGUCAAGAAUGUGGAAAGUCCUUUACCUGGACCUCAUCUCUUCACAUUCAUCACAGAACCCAUACUGGUGAGAGACCUUAUAGAUGUCAAACAUGUGGAAAGUCCUUUACCCAGGUCUCACAUCUUCAGAGACAUCACAGAAUCCAUACUGGUGAGAAACCUUACAGAUGUUAAGAAUGUGGCAUCUUUACCUAGGUGUCAACUCUUCAUAAUCAUCACAGAACCCAUACUAGUGAGAAACCUUACAGAUGUCAAGAAUGUGGCAAGUUCUUUGUCUAUAACAGAAAUCUUCAAGAUCACCAAAGAAUCCAUACUGGUGAGAAACCUCACAAAUGUCAAGCAUGUGGCAAAUCCUUUACCAAGGUCUCAACUCUUCAAUCUUUUCAAUCUCACCAGAGAAGUCAUAUUAGUGAAGAACCUUACAGAUGUCAAGAAUGUGGCAAGACCUUUACCUGGGCCUCAGCUCUUCACAGACAUCACAGAAUCCAUACUGGUGAGAAACCUUAUAGAUGUCAAGAAUGUGGCAAGUCCUUUACCCUGCUCUCAAAUCUUAAUAUGCAUCACAGAAUCCAUACUGGUGAGAAACCUUACAGAUGUCAAGAAUGUGGCAAGUCCUUUACCUGGGCCUCAGCUCUUCACAGACAUCACAGAAUCCAUAAUGGUGACAAACCUUAUAGAUGUCAAGAAUGUGGCAAGUUCUUUACCCAGCUCUCAAAUCUUCAUAUUCAUCACAGAAUCCAUACUGGUGAGAAACCUUACAGAUGUCAAGAAUGUGGCAAGGCCUUUACCCAUGCUUCAACUCUUCUAUCUCAUCAAAGAAUCCAUACUGGUGAGAAACUUUACAGAUGUCAAGACUGUGGCAAGUCCUUUACCCAGCUCUCAAAUCUUCAUAUUCAUCACAGAAUCCAUACUGGUGAGAAACCUUACAGAUGUCAAGAAUGUGGCAAGUCCUUUACCCAGGUCUCAAAUCUUCACACUCAUCACAGACUCCAUACUGGUGAGAAACCUUACAGAUGUCAAGAAUGUGGAAAGUCCUUUACCCAAAGAGCAACUCUUCACACUCAUCACAGACUCCAUACUGGUGACAAGCCUUAAAAUUGUGAGGAAUGUGGAAAGUGCUUCAACAGAUAUGCAUGCCCCACUAUGCAUAAGAGAAUUAAUUCCAAAGAGAAGGCAUACAAAUGUAAAGAUUGUGGCAAGUCAUUUAUCUGUCUCACAAACUUUCAAUCUCACCAGAGAACCCAUUCUGGUGAGAAACCUUACAAGUGUCAAAUAUGUGGCAAGUCCUUUACCCGGGUCUCAAAUCUUCAUAUUCAUAACAGAAUUCAUACUGGUGAGAAACCUUACAGGUGUCAAGAAUGUGGAAAGUCCUUUACCCAGAACUCAACUCUUGUAUCUCAUCAAAGAAUUCAUACUGGUGAGAAACCUUACAGAUGUAAAGAAUGUGGCAAGUCCUUUACCUCGGCCUCAGAUCUUCAGAAACAUCACAGAACCCACACUGGUGAGAAACCUUAUAGAUGUCAAGAAUGUGGCAAGUCCUUUACCUGGGUCUCAAAUCUUCAGAAACAUCACAGAACCCAUACUGGUGAGAAACCUUACAGAUGUCAAGAAUGUAGCAAGUCCUUUACCCGGAUCUCAAAUCUUCAUAUUCAUAACAGAGUUCAUACUGGUGAAAAACCUUACAUGUGUCAAGAAUGUGGAAAGUCCUUUACCCAGAUCUCAACUCUUCUAUCUCAUCAAAGAAAUCAUACUGGUGAGAAACCUUACAGAUGUCAAGAAUGUGGCAAGUCCUUUACCCGGGUCUCAAAUCUUCAUAUUCAUAACAGAGUUCAUACUGGUGAAAAACCUUACAUGUGUCAAGAAUGUGGAAAGUCCUUUACCUGGGCCUCGACUCUUCUCUAUCAUCAAAGAAUUCAUACUGGUGAGAAACCUUACAGAUGUCAAGAAUGUGGCAAGUCCUUUACCAGGGCCUCAGAUCUUCAGAAACAUCACAGAACCCAUACUGGUGAGAAACCUUAUAGAUGUCAAGAAUGUGGCAAGUCCUUUACUUGGGUCUCAAAUCUUCAUAUUCAUCACAGAAUUCAUACUGGUGAGAAACCUUACAGAUGUAACGAAUGUGGCAAGUCCUUUACCAGUGCCUCAGAUCUUCAGAAACAUCACAGAACUCAUACUGGUGAGAAACCUUACAGAUGUCAAGAAUGUGGCAAGUCCUUUAUCCAGCUCUCAAAUCUUCAUAUUCACCACAGAACUCAUACUGGUGAAAAACCUUACAUGUGUCAAGAAUGUGGCAUGUCUUUUGCCAGGGCCUCAGUUCUUCAUAACCAUCAACGAAUUCAUACUGGUGAGAAACCAUACAAAUGUCAAGAAUGUGGCAAGUCCUUUACCCAGCUCUCAUCUCUUCACAAUCAUCACAAAUUCCAUACUGGUGAAAAACCUUACAAAUGUAAAGAAUGUGGCAAGGACUUUAAAACAAAUUCAAGUCUUAGAAAGCAUCACAAAAUGCAUGCCAAUGAGAAGAUCUAUGAGCUAUGCGAAGAAUGUGGAAAGUGCUUCAACAGAUAUGCAUGCCCCACUAUGCAUAAGAGAAUUAAUUCCAAAGAGAAGGCAUACAAAUGUAAAGAUUGUGGCAAGUCAUUUAUCCAUCACUCAAACUUUCAAUCUCACCAGAGAAUCCAUACUGGUGAGACACCUUACAAGUGUCAAAUAUGUGGCAAGUCCUUUACCCGGGUCUCAAAUCUUCAUAUUCAUCACAGAAUUCAUACUGGCGAGAAACCUUACAGGUGUCAAGAAUGUGGAAAGUCCUUUACCCAGAACUCAACUCUGCUAUCUCAUCAAAAAAUUCAUACUGGUGAGAAACCUUACAGAUGUAAAGAAUGUGGCAAGUCCUUUACUAGGGCCUCAGAUCUUCAGAAACAUCACAGAACCCAUACUGGUGAGAAACCUUACAGAUGUCAAGAAUGUGGCAAGUCCUUUACCCAGGUCUCAAAUCUUCAUAUUCAUCACAGAAUUCAUACUGGUGAGAAACCUUACAGGUGUCAAGAAUGUGGAAAGUCCUUUACCAGGGCCUCAGAUCUUCAGAAACAUCACAGAACCCAUACUGGUGAGAAACCUUACAGAUGUCAAGAAUGUGGAAAAUGCUUUACUCAGUUCUCACAUCUUCAUAUUCAUCACAGAAUUCAUACUGGUGAGAAACCUUACAGAUGUCAAGAAUGUGGCAAGUCCUUUACCCAGUUCUCACAUCUUCAUAUUCAUCACAGAAUCCAUACUGGUGAGAAACCUUACAAGUGUCAAGAAUGUGGAAAGUCCUUUACCUGGGCCGCAACUCUUCUAUAUCAUCAAAGAAAUCAUUCUGGUGAGAAACCAUACAAAUGUCAAGAAUGUGGCAAGUCCUUUACCCAGUUCUCACAUCUUCAUAUUCAUCACAGAAUUCAUACUGGUGAGAAACCUUACAGAUGUAACGAAUGUGGCAAGUCCUUUACCAGUGCCUCAGAUCUUCAGAAACAUCACAGAACUCAUACUGGUGAGAAACCUUACAGAUGUCAAGAAUGUGGCAAGUCCUUUAUCCAGCUCUCAAAUCUUCAUAUUCACCACAGAACUCAUACUGGUGAAAAACCUUACAUGUGUCAAGAAUGUGGCAUGUCUUUUGCCAGGGCCUCAGUUCUUCAUAACCAUCAACGAAUUCAUACUGGUGAGAAACCAUACAAAUGUCAAGAAUGUGGCAAGUCCUUUACCCAGCUCUCAUCUCUUCACAAUCAUCACAAAUUCCAUACUGGUGAAAAACCUUACAAAUGUAAAGGAUGUGGCAAGGACUUUAAAACAAAUUCAAGUCUUAGAAAGCAUCACAAAAUGCAUAGAAUUAAUUCCAAAGAGAAGGCAUGCAAAUGUAAAGAUUGUGGCAAGUCAUUUAUCUGUCAUGCAAAAUUAAAAGCUCACCAGAGAAUCCAUACUGGUGAAAAACCUUACAGUUGUCAAGAAUGUGGCAAGUCCUUUACCCAAAUUUCAGAUCUUCAAAGACAUUACAGAAUCCAUACUGGUGAGAAACCUUACAGAUGUCAAGAAUGUGGCAAGUCCUUUACCUGGGUCUCAAAUCUUCAGACUCAUCACAGAACUCAUACUGGUGAGAAACCUUACAGAUGUCAAGAAUGUGAGAAAUCCUUUGCCUGUAUCUCAACUCUUCUAUCUCAUCAAAGAAUUCAUACUGGUGAGAAACCUUACAGAUGUCAAAAAUGUGGCAAAUCCUUUACGCAGAUCUCAACUCUUCUAUCUCAUCAAAGAAUUCAUACUGGUGAGAAACCUUACAGAUGUCAAAAAUGUGGCAAAUCCUUUAUGCAGAUCUCAACUCUUCUAUCUCAUCAAAGAAUUCAUUCUGGUGAGAAACCUUACAAAUGUAAAGAAUGUGGCAAGUCUUUUGCCAGGGCCUCAGAUCUUUAUAAGCAUCAAAGAGUUCAUACUGGUGAGAAACCUUACAGAUGUCAAGAAUGUGGCAAGUCCUUUACCCAGGCCUCAGCUUUUCACACUCAUCACAGACUCCAUACUGGUGACAAGCCUUACAAAUGUAAAGAAUGUGACAAGUCCUUUCACACAAAUUCAAGUCUUAGAAAGCAUCACAAAAUGCAUGUAAUGGAAACCAAUUAUGAAUGUCAAGAAUGUGGCAAGACCUUUACCCAGUUCUCUAAUAUUCACAGACAUCACAGAAUCCAUACUGAUGAGAAACCUUAUAAAUGUCGAUAAUGUUGCAAGUUCUUUUCUAUCAGAAAUCUUCAAGAUCACCAGAGAAUCCAUACUGGUGAGAAACCUUACAAAUGUCAAGCAUGUGGCAAGUCAAUUCCCAACUUCUUAACUCUUCAAACUCAUCAAAGAUUUCAUACUGGUAAGAAACUUUACAGAUGUCAAGCACGUGGCAAGUCCUUUUCCAAGGUCUCAACUCUUCAAUUUCAUCACAGAAUUCAUAUCCAUGAGAAACCUUACAGAUGUAAAGAAUGUGGCAACUUCUUUACCCGUCACAAAAAUCUUCAAGAUCACCAUAGAAUUCAUACUGAUGAGAAACCUUACAGAAGUCAAGAAUUUGGCAAGUCCUUCAUUGAGUCUAUCAUUUAUCCCAGUUGCCCCUCCCUCCCGUCUUCCUAUUCCUUCCACAUUACCCCCCCCUGUUCUCCACCUCAUCAACUCCUCAAAAAGGAUAAGGGAAUCUUGACAUUCCAGGAUGUGGCAAUUGAUUUCUCUCCAGAUGAGUGGGACUGCCUUGACUUUGCACAAAGGGCUUUGUACAGGGAAGUCAUGUUGGAGAACUACAGUAACAUGGUCUCUGUGGGUCUUUCAGUGUCAAAACCAGACCUGAUCAGCUUUCUUGAGCAAAGCAAAGAGCCCUGGAAUGUGAACGUAGGAGAGACAGAAGGCAAUGAACAAGUUUUAUAUUCUUAUCAAACACAAGACUUAUUUUCACAGGAGAAUAGACAAGAUUGUAUCAACAAGUUGGUGUCAGGAAUAGCUCAUGACCAGAAACAAGGGAGGCAUUAUAUCAACAAUCAAAAUGAAGAGAGACAAAACAAUUGUAUAGAAUGUGGAAAGUGCUUCAAUAAAGAUGCAUGCCCCAAUAUGCAUAAGAGAAAUAAUUACAAAAAGAAGACAUACAAAUGUAAAGAUUGUGGCAAGUCAUACACCUGUCAGGCAAAUUUUAAAGAUCACCAGAGAAUCCAUACUGUUGAGAAACCUUACAGGUGUCAAGAAUGUGGCAAGACCUUUACGUGGGCCUCAGCUCUUCACAGACAUCACAGAAUCCAUACUGGUGAGAAACCUUACAGGUGUCAAGAAUGUGGCAAGACCUUUACUUGGGCCUCAGUUCUUCACAAACAUCACAGAAUCCAUACUGGUGAGAAACCUUACAGGUGUCAAGAAUGUGGAAAGUCCUUUACCCGGGUCUCAACUCUUCACACUCAUCACAGACUCCAUACUGAUCAGAAACCCUACAGAUGUCAAGAAUGUGGCAAGUCCUUUACCCGGGUUUCACAUCUUCAUAUUCAUCACAGAAUCCAUACUGGUGAGAAACCUUACAGAUGUCAAGAAUGUGGCAAGUCCUUUACCUUGGCCUCAGCUCUUCAGACUCAUCACAGAACCCAUACUGGUGAGAAACCAUACAGAUGUCAAGAAUGUGAGAAAUCCUUUGCCACUAUCUCAACUCUUCUAUCUCAUCAAAGAAUUCAUGCUGGUGAGAAACCUUACAGAUGUCAAAAAUGUGGCAAAUCCUUUACCCAGAUCUCAACUCUUCUAUCUCAUCAAAGAAUUCAUACUGGUGAGAAACCUUACAGAUGUAAUGAAUGUGGUAAGUCUUUUGCCAGGAACUCAACUCUUUAUAAGCAUCAAAGAAUUCAUACUGGUGAGAAACCUUACAGAUGUCAAGAAUGUGGCAAGUCCUUUCACACAAAUUCAAGUCUUAGAAAGCAUCACAAAAUGCAUUUAAUGGGUACAUUUCAUGAAAUUUCUUAG